AUGGUGGUCCUGCGGGCUGGGCUCUGCCCUGGUCUCACCGAAGAGAUGAUCCAGCUUCUCAGGGCGAAUGGCAUCAGGACGGUGGUGGACUUUGUGUCAUCAGACCUGGAGGAUGUUGCCCAGAAGUGUUCCCUGUCUUACAAGGCGCUCGUUGCAGUGAGACGUGUGCUCCUGGCCCAGUUCUCUGCCUUCCCUGCCAAUGGAGCAGACCUCUACGAGGAGCUCAAGAGCUCCACGGCCAUCCUGCCCACUGGGAGCCCAAGCCUGGACCAGCUGCUGGACUCCGGGCUGUACACGGGGGAAGUGACGGAGCUCAUGGGAGCACCGGGCAGUGGGAAGACACAGGUGUGCCUGGGCAUUGCGGCCAGCGUGUCUCUCGGCCUCAAGCAGCACGUCGUGUUUCUCGACUCCACGGGGGGGUUCACCGCCUCCCGUGUCUACCAGAUGCUUCGAGCCCGGACAGAGGACGAGGAAGAGCAGCUGGAGGCUCUGCAGCGGAUCCAGGUGGUCCGUGUGUUCGACGUCUAUGAAAUGCUGAGCGCCUUGCAGGAGCUGCGGGAUCGCCUCUCCCAGCAGGUCGUGAGCUCCGUGGGACCUCUCAAGAUCGUGGUGAUCGACUCUGUCUCGGCUGUGAUUUACCCGCUGCUGGGCGGCAAGCAGUCGGAGGGUUUGGCCAUCAUGAUGCAGCUAGCCAGGGAGCUGAAGACACUGGCCAGGGAGUUCAGUCUUGCCGUUGUGGUGACUAACCAGGUGACAAGGGACAGCAGCACCGGUCCACUGAAGCCGGCCCUUGGUCGCUCCUGGAGUUUUGUGCCCAGCACCCGGGUGCUGCUGGAGAGAAAAGAAGCCGCCUGGGAGAAAGCCACCAUGCAGCGCGUCGCUUCCUUGGCAAAGUCACUCCGGCAGCCGACGGGGAUACAGGUGGAGCUGGAUACUGGAAAUGGUGAUGUGCAGGAGCCGAGCCCAGCAGCACCCACACAGGGGCUCUGA
Messenger RNA from Fulmarus glacialis (Northern fulmar), 990 nucleotides. RefSeq names its product RAD51 paralog D (gene RAD51D). The record is from RefSeq and is a predicted model, not a curated record. Gene Ontology annotation, molecular function: ATP-dependent DNA damage sensor activity; ATP hydrolysis activity; four-way junction DNA binding. The coding region runs from base 1 to 990 and encodes 329 amino acids. The transcript is spliced from 10 exons. Gene Ontology annotation, biological process: reciprocal meiotic recombination; telomere maintenance; double-strand break repair via homologous recombination. Gene Ontology annotation, cellular component: Rad51B-Rad51C-Rad51D-XRCC2 complex; centrosome; replication fork. NCBI's taxonomy places the organism in Eukaryota, Metazoa, Chordata, Aves, Procellariiformes, Procellariidae.